AAAAGAGAGAGAGAGGCCGAAAAGCAGGAGAGGGCAGAUGACUUGGUGGAUUUAGGAAACAACAACAAUCCAGAAUCAGACGAGCGUUGAAACCAAGAGACAAAGGGAAGAGGAGAGGAAGCAUUUUUCUUCUGCUCUGUUUUUUCCUCCUCAUCUUCAGGUCGCAGCAGAGGAGAGAGAGGAGCUGGAGAGAUAUUCUGUGUUAUGUCUGCUGAGGUGUGUGUUUGUGUGUCUGUGUGUCUCUGAGCGUUAGCCCGGAUCCUUGUUUCCAGGCCACGCUACAGAAAAAUCUCCUCAACUUCUCUGCUCCUCUGAUCUUCUUCUUAUUUGACGUGGUUGGAGUGCGGCAGCAUCUCCGUCCUGUUUCCCCUCUGUGCUGCCGGUGCGGCAGGAUGUGCCGAUGCUGUAAUGUCUGACUGAGCUGAGCCCGGUCGCUGCUGCUACCUCCGCCACCGCCGCCGCUCUGUGGGCCUCUGGGACUGCUGGAAAAGCCUAGGCCUCACUCGUCUGAAGCGCCCUGCUGCACGGCUGAGGCGACGGGCCGGCGAGCUCCCCGGCUGCGAGGCUGCGGGGAGCAGGAAGGUGGAGGAGGAAGUGGAGGAGGAUGAGAAGCCUGCACGCCCAUGGGGAGCAGCGUGCACGGCAGCUGCGUUCGUCACUCCAGACUCGUCGCUGAGGCUUCGAUUGCUUCUUCGUAACGUGACGCUCUUUGUGAUGUUCUGUUUUUAAAGCGAGGAGCUGUUACAUCCUGAGCUAAGAGGAGAGGGAGAGUGGAGGCCCUGCACCUCCAUGUUACCUGAGUCAGACGAGGCCUCCUCCCUCCUCGCUCCCUCUGAGUGAACCAGGUCCUUGUCUCUUUCUUUUUCUUGACGUUCUAAGGAUUUGCCUAAACCUGUUUCAUGCAUGUCCACUGGAGGCAGGUUUGACUUUGAUGAUGGGGGGUCGUACUGCGGGGGGUGGGAGCAGGGUAAGGCCCACGGCCGAGGGGUCUGCACGGGGCCCCAGGGUCAGGGCGAGUACGCGGGGGCCUGGAGCCACGGCUUCGAGGUCCUGGGCGUUUACACGUGGCCCAGUGGGAACAGCUACCAGGGCACCUGGGCGCAGGGCAAGCGGCAUGGCAUCGGCGUGGAGAGCAAGGGCCGCUGGGAGUACAGGGGGGAGUGGACGCAGGGGUUCAAGGGUCGCUACGGGCAGCUGGAGAGCACGGCCAGCGGGGCCCGGUACGAGGGGACAUGGAGCAACGGCCUGCAGGACGGAUACGGCACAGAAACCUACUCUGACGGAG
Molecule: messenger RNA, 1285 nt
Organism: Paralichthys olivaceus (Japanese flounder)
Lineage: Eukaryota; Metazoa; Chordata; Actinopteri; Pleuronectiformes; Paralichthyidae
Source: RefSeq, a predicted model, not a curated record